AUGCAGUGGAAACCGGAGCAUGAUGCCAUAUUUUUAAGAGAGGUCCUUGCUUCAGAUCUCUAUUCCACUCACAAAGGUAGCUCUGAAAGGGGAAAAAUUUGGUCACAGCUUGCUGAAAAGUUGAAUGAAGUGUCCAGCUGUAAAUUCAUUGUUACACAAAACUCCCUAAGAGAUCGUUUAAAGCUUUUGACGCAGAAGCACAAGCAAAAAAUUAGGUCAGAGAAGAGAGCUAGUGGAAUAGAUCCAGAAAUGACUGAGAUAGAUAUAACGCUUGAGGAAAUUAGUGAGAAAGAAGUGGCAGAAGAGGAAGAUGAGACCAAAAAGAAAAAAAGCCAAGGCAGAAAAGGAGAGUGUAGAGAAAAUGAGGUUAAAAGCCAUGGAGAAAUUGAGUGAGAGCAAGAAAAGAAAGGAUAGCAACGAGGAAGCUCGGCCCAAAAAGAGCACAAAGAGUAUUGGUGAUGCUGUGAGCUACCUACAAGAGAAGUCAAAGCAAGAAAUUGCUUUGAGGAAAGAGGAAAUCGAACUGAAAAAACAAGAGGAGGGAAGAAUUGCCAAUUUGUCUGAACAGCAACUUAAAAUGCAGCAAGACAUACUGCAGAUAAUCCAGCAGCAACACCAGAAUCAGCAAAGACAAAAUCAAGAACAGCAGAGACAGCAAGAGAGGUUUCAGCAGCAACAACUUCAAACCAUGCAGUCCAUUCUAACCCAACGGCAACAACAGUCACAAGCAAUGCUUGCUUUGCUUGA
This is a messenger RNA of Porites evermanni, 747 nucleotides long. The record is from the annotation of a GenBank genome assembly. Lineage: Eukaryota; Metazoa; Cnidaria; Anthozoa; Scleractinia; Poritidae.